AACACUUCUGUUUCAUGUGUGUCCUGCGGUUAACGGAAGAGGCAGACUACCAUACGGUGAGUCAGCGUAGCUCUGUUAGCUGUUAAUAUUCAAACUCACCGGCUGUCAAAAAGCUCGCAGGGGUUGAUCCACGGCGGUUAGACAGAGCAGGAAAUUAACGUUAACUCAACCGCCCCCUUGCUCAACGGAUUUUUACAACGGGUGUUUUUUGGCUGGUUUUUACCCACAGUCAUGUGAUUGUAACGUAAAACCCCUAACCGGAAAACAGCGACGGAAGACCCUCUCCGCCGCCAACGAAUGCUGCGUUUGCGAGGAACAGUAGAAGCCGCUGCGAGCCCAGAGAGGACGGACCCGGUAACAAACAAACAACGGCGACACGGCAAACUCCACGGAUUUUACACGGAGUGCAGGUUGAAGAAUGGAGUUGGCCAACCAUGGUCUUAUCCUGCUGCAGCAGCUUAACGCUCAGAGGGAGUUUGGCUUCCUGUGCGACUGCACUGUGGCUAUCGGAGAUGUCUUCUUCAAAGCCCACAAAGCUGUCCUCGCUGCCUUCUCAAACUACUUCAGAAUGCUCUUCAUUCACCAGGACAGUGACUGUGUGCGCUUGAAGGCCGCUGACAUACAGCCAGAUAUCUUCAGCUACCUCCUCAACCUGAUGUACACAGGCAAGCUGGCACCCCAGCUCAUAGACCCUGCACGACUGGAGCAGGGGGUCCGAUUCCUGCAUGCCUACCCACUAUUGCAGGAGGCCAGCCAGUCUGUGUAUUCACACUCUGAGCAGCACAACAUCAACCUCUCCACCUCCCUCUACGGCAUCCAGAUCUCGGACCAGCAGGUAGGGCUGUCUGCUAGAUUGCCCACUCGACGGCAGAUCUCCUCUCCCUUUGACAUGGAGCAGUUCAGCUCGGAGGGGAAGUUUCCGUCCAUUCCAGCUGCCACAACUACAUUCGCAAAUUCCUUACUGUCCAAGCUUAGUUCCUCAGCCCAAGACAUGGAGGCCUCAACCAGUGGCACUAAGCCUGCAUUGGAGGAGGGGGGGAUGGAGAUGCUAAGUGCAGAUGGUUCCUCAGCCAGUGCCAUCCUCAAUGUAAAGCCCAGCAUCAUGAAGAGGAAUUCCUCUUUCAGGAAGCAUUACUCCUGUCAUCUGUGCAGGAGUCGAUUCAACCAGAGGAGCCUGCUGAGAGAACAUCUCUUCCAACACACCCAGGCUCUACAUCAGGCACCAGCCGAGCCCAGCAACGCUCUCUCGCCGACCAACGCUCUCUCGCCCACCAUGAGCCGACUUAAUAGCAUGCUAGAGUUAGAGGGGGUCCUGAAGGGAAGCAAGUCAGGGUUGAGUGCCUCGGCUGCCACCACAGCAGUAGAGAUAAUCAGCGACAGCGAGCAGACGCCCGUUUCAGGCACCAACUCGGACUCUCCCCGGGCCGAGGUGUCCACCUCCAGCUGGGGGGUGGGAGGAAUGAACUCUCAGGCAGACACACCGCCUCCGUCAGACAUUGCAGACAUCGACAACCUGGAGAGCGCCGACCUGGACCGGGAAGUGAAGCGGCGGAAGUACGAAUGCUCCACCUGUGGGCGUAAGUUUAUUCAAAAGAGCCACUGGCGCGAACACAUGUACAUCCACACAGGGAAGCCCUUUAAAUGCAGUGCAUGUGGCAAGAGCUUCUGCCGGGCCAACCAGGCGGCCCGCCACGUGUGCCUGAACCAGGGGGUGGACUCGUACACCAUGGUGGACCGGCAGAGUAUGGAGCUGUGCGCUGCAGGCGACGACAGCAGCCAGAUGGAGGCCAUGUUCAUGGGCUCGUCAAAGCCUUACAAGUGUAACAUUUGUGCGACCACCUUCUCCAGUCCCAAUGAGGUGAUCAAACACUUGUGCUUUACUCAAGGGGGAUUAGUGGGGCUGCAGGGAAGCGCCGAGGCAGGGAUGCUGCUCCAGCGCGAAGAGUUCUCCAAAGAUGAAGGCUCGGAUUUGUCCAACUCUGGUACCCCACUGGAACCCAUAAAGACUGAGGAAAUCCUUGUAGAGUAGUGCCAAAAGUGUGUUUGUCCUUUAACAUGUGUGUUUACUUUCUAAAUUAUGGUUAAUAGGUAAGCUUAAGGUGAAGUAAGUCAGGGUGUGUAUGUUUGAGCUUCUCAAUCUCUGUUCCUUUCUUUUCUUUUGUUUGGUACAGUAUUUUUUUAAACAUUUUUUUAUCCUAGAUAUGACAAAAAGUGAACUAAUUGUAAAGUACAUUGCCUUUAGCUUUCUGGAGUUCAGCCGGACAUCUGUAGAAAAAGUAAAUAUUAACAUUUGACUCGAGGCUAAGUGUAUCCCACAUUUCUUCUCAUCAUUUUAUUGUUAUUGAUAUAAUCAAGUUAUAUGUCAGGCUGUUACAAAUUAGAGGUUCUUAACAGAUUAAGGUGUGAUAAGGCUGCACACGCAUAUGUUGAGUACAAGAGGAAGAGGAAGCUCAGUUCCGGAAACAGCAUGCUGUGAGAGGGGUUUUCUGUGCUAUAUUUUUGGAGGAGAAAGAGUUGCAAUUAAAAAUCCUUCUGGAGCUGCACAGAAGAGUUCAUGGUCAUAUAUUUGAGGCUAAUUCUGCAGAUCAGGUAUAAAUUAUAAGUCCAUCUAAAAGCACAAAACAUAUUCAGACCUGAGACAAUCCGUGCUCUUUUUUGAGUAGAGGAAAGGAAAGUACAUUUGUCUUCCAUUCAUGUUUUGGUUGGCUUUAUGGCCCAGCAAAAUGAGUAACUUGAAAUGUUCAUUGUAUGCAACAAACUUUUAGUUGUUUUACUGUGUUUUGUUCACUGUGCUAAGUGUGAUUAUGUUUCCCGUGUCCUUACAUCUUAUUAAAGCACAAUUGCUUUUCAUUGUUUGAGUUUGGAAAAUGGAAGUAAGAGCAUUCAAUGUGUUUACAGCUGAGCCACUUUGAUCAUUUUCUACAUUCAGAUGCUCAAACCUGGAUGAGAAGCUGUCCUGUAAAAGAUUUGACAUCUCGUCUUCUUAUAAUUUGCCUCAAUCUAAAAGUCCUUACAUUUUAGUUUGACAUGCUUUUAUACAAUGCUAUAUUUACAAAGAUUACUUUAUAUUGCAAAGGUUUCUAUUAGUAGACAUAUAGUUUUCAAAUAUAGGAUUACAUUUGGUUUAGCAAAGAUGUAUGUAUUAGGGAUGGGCAUGAUAAAUGUAUGUUUUAACUUCUUUAAGAAAUUGAUUAGAAUUAAAAAAAUUGUAUUCUGUGUUUUAACCCUCUCCCCGUUGCCAAAUUUGUGCCAAAUGCUAAGCCUCUUGUCCAUUGUGCACAAAGGGAAAUGUUUUUAUCUGACCCUCUGACAUUUUUAUCAUUUAAGAAAUCUGAAAAAAAAGUAUCAGUGAUGAGUGGUCGUUUAUAGAAAUGUGCAGAUAAACAUGAACAGUGAUGAAUUUGAUGCUCCAUCUGUUGCUGUGGAGGUCGUAUGAACUCAGGCGGUAGCUUAAGUAUGUUGUAGGAAUAUCAAAUACGUUUUGAAUUGUUACUUACAAGAACAUCAAAUGUUUGUGAUUACCAAAACAACGAAUAGGAACUACUAAUGACUUGAAAAUGCAAACAUCUAUACAAACACUUCCAGUAAUGUGGUUUGUCAUGAUACAAAAAAAUGCACAUUUCAGGUUUUUCAGGAACACAAUUCUCCAAAAGAACCCUUUAAGCUGAGAUUUAUUUUUUACAUAUCAAGGUGAACAACAUUUUAGGGAGACUUGUUAUAACCUUUUUAUUGUUAUUGUUUCUUUAAAUGAAAAAUAAAUUCUACAUUGUAUUGUUAUUGCAACGACACUGCUUUCUUCUGCUGCAAAAACGAACCAACACUUAAAGGCUGCAAAAACCAAAAGAUAAUUCUUAGUCCUGCAUUUGUCUCACUCAUUGCCACGAGAGCUAGUUAUCCGAGAGACCAAAUGAACAAUUCAGAAGACUUAUAAUAUGAAGCAGAGUUAUUGAUUGUGUCAUUUAUAUGUAUUGUAGUAGGUAUUUUAAAUGUAGUCUUUGCUGGAUAUAUUUAGUGAAAAUAUUAAAGAUGCCCAUCCCUAGUAUGUUUGAUAUGCAUAGUUGUUUUCUUAUGUGCCAAUUGGACUCGCCUUCAAAUGCAGGUUUGUGACAGUUGGGAUGAAACCCUUUUUCAUUCAGUUUGAAGUGGGUUUUUCUUUCACUUAAAACCCAACUUUAUUACGUGUCUAAUAGCAGUAGCUGCUGUAAUACAAUGAGCCCAGAGUACAGCUAGGUGGAGCUGUUUGUCUUAUUGGUCUACUCAGGUUUAGUGAGGAGAGAGACUGUCCAAUUUGAAGUAAUAUCUUAACUCAUGUUUGUGUGAUGUGAUGGCAUAAUUUAGGACCAUAUUUCAUUAAUCCUUACCAUUUAAAAAAACCCACAAUUGUCUGUGAAUUUAUUCUUAAGUGUUUAGUGUUGAGCUUUUUUUUGCUGAGGCGACUGAACGCUGUACUACUGACAUUCGUUACUCAGAGUUGAAUUGAUACUCAUAAAUAUGCACAGCUUUAUGAAAGGUUUAAGCCUUUUCUGUUCAGUCUUGUAAUUUAAGGGUUUGUGUGUUCAAACAUCUCCGUGUCUCAGGAAGAUGAGAAGUUUGACACUAUCCAACGAUUAUGUCAAACCCAUAUUCCUGUCCCCCGAUGCCCAACUGACAUGUACUGUGAUCAGUCUGUGUUCUCAGGAAUGUGAGUUAUGUUCUGUAUAAGCAUUUUGUUGUGUUUUGUUUUCUUGAAUGAAAAAGGAACAAUAAAAAGAUGUCUUUUUUUUAA
Molecule: messenger RNA, 4765 nt
Organism: Eleginops maclovinus (Patagonian blennie)
Lineage: Eukaryota; Metazoa; Chordata; Actinopteri; Perciformes; Eleginopidae
Gene: zbtb2b
Product: zinc finger and BTB domain containing 2b
Exons: 3
Coding region: 419-2029 (536 amino acids)
Biological process (GO): regulation of transcription by RNA polymerase II
Cellular component (GO): nucleus
Molecular function (GO): protein binding; DNA-binding transcription factor activity, RNA polymerase II-specific
Source: RefSeq, a predicted model, not a curated record